AUCGCGAGGAGUCUCGCGAGAGUUCCGUGGAGGCCGCGGCGGCGGCGGGAUGGGAGCGCCGAGAUGCCCCGGCACUGCUCCGCCGCCGGCUGCUGCACCCGCGACACCCGCGACACCCGCGGCAGAGGCAUCUCCUUCCACCGGCUGCCGCGCAGGGACGACCCCCGCCGCGCGCAGUGGUUGGAGAACAGCCGGAGACGGGACCCGGCGGGGGGCGGGCGCUGGGACCCCAGCUCCAAGUACAUCUACUUCUGCUCCCAGCACUUUGAACAGUCCUGCUUCGAGCUGGUGGGCUACAGUGGCUAUCACCGCCUGAAGGAGGGCGCUGUCCCCACCGUGUUCUCCCUGGGCCCCUCGCGGCCCCCGCGCCCCCCCCGGGCCAAGCCGCGCCCCCCCCCCAAGGACAGCGACCCCCCAAAACCGGCCAGGGGCGCCCGCAGGUGGAGACGCGACCCCCUCCCACCCCCGCCGGACCCCCCGAUCCCCUCGGACACCUCGUGCUUCCCCCAGCCCACCCAAGACCCCGACCCACCCCCGGCCGGCGACCACGGCGGCGUCCCCGCGCUGCCCGGCCCCUCGGGCUCCAUCCCCGAGACCCUGCUGGUGGCCACGGGCGACGAGCGAGCCACGGCCACCCCCGCCCUGCCCGAGGGAGCCCCCCCGACCCCCGCAGCUCCUCCAGCUCCUCCUCCUCCCCCCUCGGUGUUCAUGGUGCGGCUGCCGCCGAGGGCGGGCUCGUACAUCCAGAGCGAGCACAGCUACCAGGUGGGCAGCGCCCUGCUCUGGAAGCGCCGCGCCGAGGCGGCGCUGGACGCGCUGGAUAAGGCGCAGAGGCAGCUCCAGGCGGGGAAACGCCGCGAGCAGAGGUUGAGGAUGCGCCUGGCGGAGCUGCAGAGGGAGAGGAGGGCGGGGGAGGCGAGGAGGAGCUUCAAGGGGACGCUGAGGAGCUGCGGGGAGCUGCCCGUGGUGGUGGAGGUGGAGAUCGUGGGGGAUGGAGGAGGGCGGUGCUGAGGGGAUGGGGAGGGGUGGGAGAGGGGAGGAGACCCCAGGGAGCCACGAGGAGCCCUGAAAGAGUCCUUGAGGAGACCCAGGGAGCCACGAGGAGUCCUGAAAGAGCCCCCAGGGAAUCCUUGAGGAGACCCAGGGAGCCCUAAGGAGUCCCUGAGCAGCCCCAAGGAGCCCUGAGGAACCCUAGGGAGUCCCCAAGGAGCCACAAGGAGCCCUAGGGAGUCCCCAAAGAGCCACAAGGAGCCCCAAGGAGUUCCUGAGGAGCCUCAAGGAGCCCCUGAGGAGUUCCAGGGUGCCACAAGGAGCCACCAAGGAACCCCCAAAAGAGCCCCCAGAGUCCUCAAGGAGCCCAAAGGAGUCCCCAAGGAGCCCCAGGGAGCCACAAGGAGUCCCUGAGAGGCCCCAAGGAGUCCUAAAGGGGUCCCAAAGGAGUCCCUGAGAAGCCACAAGGAACCCUGAGGAGUUCCAGGGAGCCCCAAAGAGUCCUCAAGGAGCCCCAGGGAGUCCCUGAGGAGCCUCAAAAAGCCCCAGAGAGCCUGUAGGAGUCCCAGGGAGCCUCAAGGAGCCACCAAGGAACCCCCAAGGAGUCCUCAAGGAGCCCCAACGAGUUCCUGAGAAGCCAAAAGGAGCCCUGAGGAGUCCCUAAGUAGUCCCUGAGGAGCCUCAAGGAGUCCUAAGGAGUCCCUGAGAAGCCCCAGGGAGCCCCAAGGAGUCUCUGAGGAGUCCUAGGGAGCCCCAAGGAGCCACCAAGGAACCCCCAAGGAGUCACAAGGAGUCCCCAAGGAGCCCCAGGGAGUCCCUGAGGAGCCCGAGGGAGCCACAAGGAGUCCCAAAGAACCACAAGGAGCCCUAGGGAGUCCCCAAGGAGCCCCGAGGAGUCUCCAGGGAGUACCUGAGAAG
Molecule: messenger RNA, 1908 nt
Organism: Catharus ustulatus (Swainson's thrush)
Lineage: Eukaryota; Metazoa; Chordata; Aves; Passeriformes; Turdidae
Gene: THAP7
Product: THAP domain containing 7
Exons: 5
Coding region: 64-1011 (315 amino acids)
Biological process (GO): regulation of DNA-templated transcription
Cellular component (GO): nucleus
Source: RefSeq, a predicted model, not a curated record